UCCAGGUUGGUUCAGCCCCCGUCUACUCCGGGGUGGUGCUUAGCCGGCGCCAGACCGACCCUCGACUUCGGAGGGGCAGUGCCGUUCCUCUGGGCGCUUCCUCGGCGGCCGCUUCGGCUCCUUCAGCCUCCUCGGCCUCCUCGGCCUCCUCAGCCUCCGCCGGGACCCGAGACCUCGGUGUAUGCCCCACCCCUGACCCCGCUAGAGAUAUGUCCACCCCGGCUCGGCGGCGCCUCAUGAGGGACUUCAAGAGGUUGCAGGAGGAUCCUCCAGCUGGAGUCAGCGGGGCUCCGUCCGAGAACAACAUAAUGGUUUGGAACGCGGUCAUUUUCGGGCCUGAAGGGACCCCGUUUGAGGAUGGAACAUUUAAGCUUACAAUAGAAUUCACUGAAGAAUAUCCAAAUAAACCACCUACGGUUAGAUUUGUCUCUAAGAUGUUUCAUCCAAAUGUCUAUGCAGAUGGUAGUAUAUGUCUGGACAUACUUCAGAACCGCUGGAGUCCAACCUAUGAUGUGUCUUCCAUUUUAACAUCCAUACAGUCCCUAUUGGAUGAACCCAAUCCCAAUAGUCCAGCAAACAGCCAGGCUGCUCAGCUGUACCAGGAGAACAAGCGGGAGUAUGAAAAACGUGUUUCUGCGAUAGUAGAACAGAGCUGGCGUGACUGUUGACCCGGGUGCAGCAGAAGAAGAGGCUGGUCAUAAGGAAAAUAUAUAUUGAUGUGUUUGUCACCUUCCUGUUCCUCAAUGUCAUUACAUUACUUUAUUAAAAGCAAAAUAGCUGUC
Messenger RNA from Zalophus californianus (California sea lion), 782 nucleotides. It is a transcript of the gene UBE2A, whose product is annotated as ubiquitin conjugating enzyme E2 A. NCBI's taxonomy places the organism in Eukaryota, Metazoa, Chordata, Mammalia, Carnivora, Otariidae. Gene Ontology annotation, molecular function: ubiquitin conjugating enzyme activity. Gene Ontology annotation, cellular component: HULC complex. Gene Ontology annotation, biological process: protein polyubiquitination; proteasome-mediated ubiquitin-dependent protein catabolic process; DNA repair. The transcript has 6 exons. The coding region runs from base 210 to 668 and encodes 152 amino acids. The record is from RefSeq and is a predicted model, not a curated record.